AUGGAUACUGGACUGGACUGCUUGGAAACAGAGUUCCCUAGGCUACAUGAGUUGUUAGUUUUGCAUGGGUUAACAUGCAUGGACUUACUUUUGAUGGGUAAUGCCUGUCAGGUUGCAAGAAGGGUGGGUCGCUCGGCUUUAGAAGUAGGUGAGUACUUGGCCAAACUCCGACUACUUAUUCAAUGUUCUGAAAGGAAAUUAGAUAAGAAUCAAAUCGAUUUACAUGUAUCGACAGGCUUACCAUCCUUGGACGCACAAUUAGGAGGAGGAAUAAUUUAUGGGGAUGUGACGGAAGUAGUUGGUGCAAGUGGUUCCGGUAAGUCACAAUUUCUUUUAAAUUUGGCGUUAAGAAUCCAACCGUGCAUCGUAAUAACUACUGAGGCCCCAUUGGAAACACGACGAAUGAGUGAUAUGAUACCAAAGACGGAGGCAAAGGAGCCCAUAUUGAAUAAUGUUUCGUACAUAUACUGCCCAGAUUUAGAAUAUCAGGAUCAUAUUCUAUAUACUCAAUUGCCAAUAAAAUUGCUUGAAGGGGGAAUUAAGUGUGUAAUAAUUGACAGUAUAUCUCACCAUUUACGUCGAGAUGACGCGAUCACCCCAUCUGAUUAUUUGAUAAGACAAUUGCUGGAGCAACAGAAACAGUUGAAUUGUGAAGGUCUUAAGCAUUUCGAACACGAGCAUGACCAAAUGCGAAAUUUAUUCUUUAAAUCUGAUGCAAAAUAUACCGAUAGACAAUCGAAACAGCAAUAUGUGCAUGGAUUAUAUUCUUAUCUUCUGAGGUUAGCAAGGGAAUACCAUAUUGCGAUUGUUGUUGCAAAUCAAGUGAGCGACUAUUCAACUCCUUUUGAAGACUGUGUAACCAGUAAUGCUCUUGACCUAGACUGCCAAAUUGGGUUGUAUUCUGGCUGGGAUAAUUCUACUGCCUAUAAUAGCUGUCACCCUGAAUCACUGCUCCAGGUGAAUUUUAAUCGAUCGUUGGAUUUACAAGAAGCCUUAAUGGGUUCAAUUUUUGAGAAUUUAGAUGAACCACCGUCAAAAAGGUCAAAGGUUGAUGAAAUGCAAUCAAGUCUGCAUAGAUUGAGUACUUCAGAGCAGAUGCAAAUGCUCGAUGAGCUACACUCAUACACUGGGAUGGUGACGAAAAAGCAAGUGCCUACACUUGGAUACCCUUGGUCGCGGUUUGUUAGAAACCGAAUUCUUUUGAUUAAAACCUACAAACCUAUUUAUAAGGAUGACGUGGCCAUUUCACAAUCGGAUAAUUCUUCUCGACUAAAUACCCAAAGAAAACCUUUGAGGAGUCUUGAUUCAAUUAUUGGAGGUUGGCAAAUUGAACGGUACUGUCGAGUGGCCAGCUCCCCAUUUGUUACCUGCAAUACUAGUAAUUACAGCAAAAUCCCAUUUCUUAUUGAAACCGCAGGAAUCUCCGAGGUCAAGAAGUCUUAA
Lizanozyma spartinae is the source of this 1443-nucleotide messenger RNA. It is a transcript of the gene RAD57, whose product is annotated as putative DNA-dependent ATPase. Gene Ontology annotation, molecular function: DNA strand exchange activity; single-stranded DNA binding; double-stranded DNA binding. The record is from RefSeq and is a predicted model, not a curated record. Gene Ontology annotation, biological process: DNA recombinase assembly; DNA strand invasion; DNA repair. NCBI's taxonomy places the organism in Eukaryota, Fungi, Ascomycota, Pichiomycetes, Serinales, Debaryomycetaceae. The transcript is spliced from 2 exons. The coding region runs from base 1 to 1443 and encodes 480 amino acids.